GAUUCGAAACUUGAAAGUGAAAAUAAUUAAAUUAAUAAAAUAUUAACACACAGAAAUUGGCUUAUUUAUGAAUUUUUUUGAGCACGUAACUGAAAACAUAGAAUACUUAAGGUGUAAAUGUGAUGACUAAAACCUAAAAACAUAGAAAUCAAUAUAAUAACAACUAACAAAAACAAAGAAAAGAACCUAUAUAAUGCCAGGCCUUAUUAGCCCCAAAUUGGUAGAAUCCAAAAACUGAAGAGCGAAAAAAAAAACAACACAACUAAAAACCCGAAAACCAAAACCGUGGAAAACCAAACUGACUGAGCAAUUGAAUUAACCCCAGAAAGCCCACGAAUGCAGCCAACAUUGCCACAAGCCGCUGGGACAGCCGAUAUGGAUCUGACGGCUGUUCAAUCAAUCAACGAUUGGUUUUUCAAAAAGGAGCAAAUUUAUUUAUUGGCACAGUUUUGGCAACAGCGCGCUACCCUGGCCGAGAAGGAGGUGAACACACUCAAAGAGCAGCUAUCCACAGGCAAUCCCGAGAACAGCGACAACAGCGACACAGCAACAGUUGCAGCAGCAACAAACGACAGUGAGGAGGAUCAACAGCAGCAGCAGCAGCAGCAACAACAGCAAAGCGACAGCGACAAGCUGCUGAACAGCUCCAUUGUUGCAGCGGCCAUAACGCUGCAACAGCAGAACGGCAGCAAUCUGCUGGCGAACACAAAUACGCCGUCGCCCUCGCCGCCGUUGCUCAGCGCCGAGCAGCAGCAGCAGUUGCAGAGCAGUUUGCAACAGAGCGGCGGUGGCGCCUGCCUCAAUCCGAAGCUCUUCUUCAAUCACGCCCAGCAGAUGAUGAUGAUGGAGGCGGCAGCUGCGGCAGCAGCGGCGGCACUGCAACAGCAGCAGCAACAGCAAUCGCCGUUGCAUUCGCCGGCGACUGAGGUGGCAAUUCCCGCAGAACAGCCAGCAGCAACAACGGGAGCGGCUACAGCAGCAGCAGCAACACCGAUUGCCAGUGGCAACAUCAAGAGCAGCAGCAACAUCAAUCACAGCAACAACACCAGCAACAACAACAGUCACCAGGAGCAGGAGGACCAGGAGCUGGAAGAAGAUGAGGAUGAGGAGGAGGAGGAUGAGGACGAGGACGAUGAGGAGGAGAAUGCCUCGAUGCAAUCGAAUGCCGAUGAUAUGGAGCUGGAUGCACAGCAAGAAACCAGAACUGAGCCAAGUGCAACAACGCAACAGCAGGAUCUUGCCGAUCUUGAGGAGCAGAACAAGGAUGCGGGGGAGGCUAGUUUAAAUGUUAGCAAUAAUCACACAACCGAUAGCAAUAAUAGUUGUAGUCGAAAGAACAACAAUGGUGGCGGCAAUGAGAGUGAGCAACAUGUUGCCAAUUCGGCGGAGGACGAUGAUUGCGCCAACAACAAUACAAACACCAGCAAUAACAACAAUACCAGCAGCACCACCGCCACCAGCAACACCAACAACAACAAUAACAACAACAACAGCAGCAGUGGCAACAGCGAGAAGCGCAAGAAGAAGAACAAUAACAACAACAAUGGCCAGCCUGCUGUUCUAUUAGCUGCCAAAGAUAAAGAGAUUAAAGCACUUCUGGACGAACUGCAACGCCUGAGGGCGCUGGAGCAGACGCAUCUGGUGCAAAUCCAGCGACUGGAGGAGCAUUUGGAGGUCAAGCGCCAGCACAUAAUGCGAUUGGAGGCGCGUCUCGAUAAGCAGCAGAUCAAUGAGGCUCUCGCCGAGGCGACCGCUUUGGCGGCAGCAGCUGCCACCAAUAACAACAAUAAUAGCCAGAGCAGCGACAACAAUAAGCAGAGCAACAAGGCAGGAGAAGCCGCCACACCGCUGGAUGCGUCAUCAUCCGUCAUCAGCAUUGGCGAUCUGCCGGAGGCCACAAAGACUUCAGCAGCAGUUCCUUCUGCCGCCGCCGCUGAGGAUGAGGAUGAGGACGAGGAUCAGGCCAUGCUGGUUGACUCCGAGGAGGCGGAGGAGAAGCCAGAGGAGCACCAGCGGGGUGACGACGACGAGGAGGAGGAGGAGGAGGCCGAGGAUCGGGAGGCGGUCAAUGCCACCAACACCACCACCACCACCGAUAGCAACGAGCUCAAAAUCAAAAAGGAACAGCACAGUCCGCUGGAUCUGAAUGUGCUCAGUCCGAAUUCAGCUUUGGCCACUGCAGCUGCGGCCGCCGCUGCCGCCGCCUGCGCCAACGACCCCAACAAAUUCCAGGCGCUGCUCAUCGAGCGGACCAAAGCCCUGGCCGCCGAGGCGCUCAAGAAUGGCGCCAGUGAUGCCAUCAGCGAAGAUGCCCACCACCACCAGCAGCAACAUCACCAGCAACAGCAGCAGCAACACCACCACCAGCAACAUCACCAGCAGCAGCAGCAACACCACCAGCAACAGCAGCAACACCACCAUCAUCAUCACCUGCAAAAUAGCGGCAGCAACAGCAAUCCAGCGACCAACAGCGACUUGAAUCAUCAUGGCCAUCACUUGCAUCAUUUGCAUCACUUGCAUCACGAAUCCAGUUCGAAUUCGAGUACACCUUCGGUUACGGCGGCGUCUGGGAACGGUGGUAGCAACAAUGCUGGCAACCAGGCCACCCAGGCCACCGCUCAACUGGCCGCCAGUUUGGCCAGCACACUGAACGGAGCACAGAAAUCGCUGCUGCAGGAGGAUAGCAAUGGACUGGCCACCGCCGCCGCAAUGGCCGCUCAUGCCCAUUUGGGUCCAGUAUCCGGUUUUCUGCCCGGCCUACCGGCCUUUCAAUUUGCCGCCGCCCAAGUGGCCGCCGGUGGUGGCGAUGGACGUGUGGGUCACUAUCGUUUCGCCGAUUCGGAACUGCAAUUGCCUCCCGGAGCCUCGAUGGCCGGCCGUUUGGGUGAAUCACUGAUACCCAAGGGCGAUCCCAUGGAGGCCAAGCUGCAGGAGAUGCUGCGCUACAACAUGGAUAAGUACGCCAAUCAGGCGCUGGAUACCCUGCACAUUUCGCGUCGCGUUCGGGAACUCCUGUCGGUGCACAACAUUGGCCAGCGGCUGUUUGCCAAAUACAUAUUGGGCCUGUCGCAAGGCACCGUCUCGGAGCUGUUGAGCAAACCCAAGCCAUGGGACAAGCUGACGGAGAAGGGACGCGAUAGCUACCGCAAAAUGCACGCCUGGGCCUGUGACGAUAAUGCCGUCAUGCUGCUCAAAUCGCUGAUACCCAAGAAAGAUUCUGGCCUGCCGCAGUAUGCGGGUCGUGGAGCCGGCGGCGCUGGCGGCGAUGAUUCCAUGUCCGAGGACCGGAUUGCCCACAUCCUCAGCGAGGCCUCGUCGCUGAUGAAGCAGACGAGCGUGGCCCAUCGGGAGCAUCGGGAGCUCCAGCAGGAGCGUCGCAGUCACGGCGAGGAUUCGCACAGCAACGAGGACAGCAAGUCGCCGCCGCAGAGCUGCACCUCGCCCUUCUUCAAGGUCGAGCAGCAGCUGAAGCAGCAGCAGCACCAGCAGCAGCAGCAUCUCACUCCCGAACAGGCAGCGGCCGCCCAGCAGAGGGAAAGGGAGAGGGAGCAGCGGGAGAGGGAGCGAGAGCAGCAGCAACGACUGAGGCACGAGGACUUGGCCCAGGACAAGAUGGCCCGGCUCUACCAGGAGCUAAUUGCACGCACUCCCAGGGAGACGGCCUUUCCAAGCUUCCUCUUCUCACCCUCGCUGUUCGGAGGAGCCGCCGGCAUGCCGGGAGCGGCUGGCAAUGCCUUUCCCGCCAUGGCCGAUGAGAAUAUGCGUCAUGUCUUCGAGCGCGAGAUCGCCAAGCUGCAGCAGCACCAGCAGCAGCAGCAGCAACAGCAACAGGCGGCCGCCGCCCAGUUCCCCAACUUCUCGAGCCUGAUGGCCCUGCAGCAGCAGGUGCUCAAUGGCGCCCAGGAUCUCUCGCUGGCCGCCGCGGCCGCCGCCUCCAAGGACAUCAAGCUGAAUGGCCAGCGAUCCUCGUUGGAGCACAGCGCCGGCAGCAGUAGCAGCUGCUCCAAGGAUGGCGAACGGGAGGAUGGCUACCGGAAGUCCGAGGGAGGCGGUACACCAGCUCCCCCAGCACCGCCAGCGGGAGCAGCUCCACUGCCCAGCGGAGGAGCACCAACUGGAGCACCAGGUGGAGCAACCAGCGGCAACUCGGCGGCGCCCAGUCCGCUGAGUAACUCCAUCUUACCCCCAGCUUUAAGCAGCCAAGGAGAGGAGUUUGCGGCCACGGCCAGUCCGCUGCAGCGAAUGGCCUCGAUAACCAACUCGCUGAUCACCCAGCCGCCGGUGACGCCGCAUCACAGUACUCCACAAAGACCCACCAAGGCGGUCCUGCCGCCCAUCACCCAGCAGCAGUUCGAUAUGUUCAACAAUCUCAACACGGAGGAUAUCGUGAGAAGGGUCAAGGAGGCGCUCUCGCAGUACUCCAUUUCCCAGCGUUUGUUUGGUGAAUCUGUGCUGGGAUUAUCGCAGGGUUCCGUCUCUGAUUUGCUGGCGCGGCCCAAACCCUGGCACAUGCUCACUCAAAAGGGUAGGGAGCCCUUCAUCCGCAUGAAGAUGUUCCUGGAGGACGAGAAUGCGGUGCACAAGCUGGUGGCCAGUCAGUACAAGAUUGCCCCCGAGAAACUGAUGCGCACGGGCAGUUACAGCGGCAGUCCGCAAAUGCCGCAGGGAUUGGCCAGCAAAAUGCAGGCGGUGGGCUCCCUGCCCAUGCAGAAGAUGAUGAGCGAGCUGAAGUUGCAGGAACCGGGAGCUGCCCAAGCGCAGCAUCUCAUGCAACAGAUGCAGGCGGCGGCCAUGUCGGCGGCCAUGCAGCAGCAGCAGCAGCAGCAGGUGGCUCAGCAGCAUCACCAGCAACAACAUCUCGUUGCCCAGCAGCAGCAGCAACAUCUGGCUGCUCAGCAGCAACAGCAGCAACAUCUCGUCGCCCAGCAGCAGCAGCAACAGCAGCAACAUGCCGCGGCCGCUGCACUGCAUCACCAGAGCAUGCUGCUCACCUCGCCCGGCCUGCCGCCCCAGCAUGCCAUCAGCCUGCCUCCGUCGGCUGGCAAUCCGAGUUCCAAUCCCAAUCCGAGCAGCAAUCCCGGCGAGAAGAAGCCCAUGCUGAUGCCCGUGCAUGGCACGAAUGCCAUGAGGAGUCUGCACCAGCACAUGUCGCCCACGGUCUACGAGAUGGCUGCCUUGACCCAGGAUCUGGAUACGCAUGAUAUUACCACCAAGAUCAAGGAGGCCCUGUUGGCCAAUAACAUUGGCCAGAAGAUAUUCGGUGAGGCUGUGCUGGGACUCUCGCAGGGAUCCGUCUCCGAGCUGCUAAGCAAACCGAAGCCGUGGCAUAUGUUGUCCAUCAAGGGAAGGGAACCCUUCAUUCGGAUGCAGCUGUGGCUGAGCGAUGCCAACAAUGUGGAGCGAUUGCAGCUGCUGAAAAAUGAGCGGCGGGAGGCGAGCAAGCGAAGGAGGAGCACGGGACCGAAUCAGCAGGACAACAGCAGCGAUACCUCGAGCAAUGAUACCAAUGAUUUCUAUACCAGCAGUCCGGGACCGGGUUCAGUGGGUUCCGGUGUGGGUGGAGCACCGCCGAGCAAAAAGCAGCGUGUGCUCUUCUCCGAGGAGCAAAAGGAGGCUCUCCGAUUGGCCUUUGCCCUGGAUCCCUAUCCCAAUGUGGGCACCAUUGAAUUUCUGGCCAAUGAAUUGGGUUUGGCCACUCGAACCAUCACCAAUUGGUUCCACAAUCAUCGCAUGCGCUUGAAGCAACAGGUUCCCCAUGGACCCGCCGGCCAGGAUAAUCCGAUACCGAGUCGCGAGAGCACCAGUGCCACGCCCUUCGAUCCCGUCCAGUUCCGCAUCCUGCUGCAGCAGCGUCUGCUGGAGCUGCACAAGGAGCGGAUGGGCAUGAGUGGUGCACCGAUUCCGUAUCCCCCGUACUUUGCAGCUGCUGCCAUUUUGGGACGCAGCUUGGCGGGGAUUCCUGGAGCAGCGGCGGCGGCAGGAGCAGCUGCAGCAGCGGCCGCCGUGGGAGCAGCCACCGGUGAUGAACUGCAGGCCCUGAAUCAGGCCUUCAAGGAGCAGAUGAGCGGAUUGGAUUUAUCCAUGCCCACGUUGAAGCGCGAGCGCAGCGAUGACUAUCAGGAACUGGACUUGGAGCUAGAGGGAGGUUCGGGUCACAACCUCAGCGACAAUGAGUCCGAAAUGGAGGGUGGUCAGGAGGAGGAUAAGACAACCAGCGAUUACGAGAAGGCUUUGCACAAGUCCGCUUUAGCAGCCGCCGCCGCCUACAUGUCGAAUGCGGUGCGCAGUUCGCGACGCAAGCCGGCUGCCCCCCAGUGGGUCAAUCCCGCCGGUGCAGUGACCAAUCCCAGUGCCGUCGUGGCAGCCGUGGCAGCGGCAGCAGCAGCAGCCGCAGCAGCGGACAACGAGCGCAUCAUCAACGGGGUGUGCGUGAUGCAGGGAUCGGGAUCCUCCUCCUCCGUCGAACCAACGGAUAGUGGGGCCACAAACGAGGAGGCGGAGGAGCAUGAGCAUGCCCAGCUGGAGAUUGAUCAGCGGUUCAUGGAGCCGGAGGUGCACAUCAAGCAGGAGGAGGACGACGACGAGGAGGAGCAACCAACGGCGACAGCGGAGAACAGCGGCGAGGAGAACAGCGAGCUGAAGCUGAAAGUGGUCAACGAGGAGAAGCUGCGAAUGGUGCGGGUGCGACGACUGAGCAGCAAUGGCGGUGGCUCCUCCGAGGAGAUGCCCGCCCCGCUGGCGCCUCCACCUUCAGCAGGAGCGGCCACUUCAUCAUCCAGUGGAGCAGUGGAAAGCACCAGUUGCAGUAGCAGCUCCACACCGGCAGUGACCACAGCAGCAGCCGCCGCCAGUUGGAAUUACUAGAUAAAAACUAUUAAGUAAAAACUAAAAAUAUAUAUGAAUAUAAAUUCAGUGCAAUUGUAGAGAGAAGGAGAGAAGAAAAAGCGCGUUUACUUGUGAUUAAGUUUGAAUGUUUAAACGAUGAGGAUACACACCCAUACAUAUAUUAUACAUAUAUAAAUAGCACUUAGGAACACUUAGGAGAACUCUAUAUAUAUAUUUUUUUUUGUUUUUUUUUUUUGUAUUGUCAUUAAACAUUAACUACUAAAUAUAGGAUGUUAGUUGUAGAGUUAUAAGAUUAUAGCCUUAGGUUGAGCAGUUGUAAUAGUUGUAGCUAAAAGUUUAGAGAAGCUAUGCGAUGGAGGAUAGAAGUUGAGAUGAGGGAGCAGCGCAAAAGUAUUAAUGAGAAAAAAUAAACCCAUUUAAGACCCCCGACUUGCCGAAGAACUUUAACCAAAACGUCGAGAUCCGAUUGAUAAGGAAAGAUUUGAUCUUGCUAAGAUUUUCGAUUUCGAUUUUUCAAUUUGUUUCUACUUGAAGACUGUAAGCAAAGGCGGUAGGAUUGAUAACUACACACGUAAUUCGUAAUUCUAUUCUAUGCAUACAUUAUAUUCUAUUUUUUUUUUUUGAGUAACUAUUAUCUAUGAUUAUUAGCAGUUUAGCUGGCUUAAGUGUAAAUAAAUCAAGUUAAAUAAAUAAAUGAAAAUGUACAUAGAUUUCUCGCGAGGCAUGAGGCAUGAUCUUGCUGUCGUUCUUCCUAACAGAUCCUACCUUCUACACACCACCCUCAGCAACCGACUUGUUUAACUAUCUUUUGAUCUCAAGCAAAAAACAAAAACAAAACAAAAAACGUAACCGAUAUUUAAAAGGGAAUUGUGGAAGGAGUGGAGUGAAAAUCCAAAGUAAAAGAUAGUUAAAAGUAAAGCAGAAAAUAUUCCCCCUUUUUUUGUUGCCCAAACAAAAAUAAAAUAAAUAUUUGACGAUGAGAAAAGUAAAGGCAAAUCGAGAAAAAAAAUAUAUAACAAUAAACUUUGUAAAUUCUGAAUUUACAUAAAAAUCACACACACACCCACACAACAAACACACAUACACAUACACAACAACAACACACACAAAUUGAGUAAUUCAUAAUUAUAGCAAAAAUAAACAUGCAAAAUGCACUAAAUUAUUUAUAAUCUAAUUAUUCUAUACAUAAUUAUAUAUAUAUAAUUAUACAUAAUGCAUAUAAAGCGAAAAGCGGAAAAUUUAUCAACUUAGCCUAACGGUAAUUUAAAUUUGCAUUAAACCCUAGCAUAAAUAACAACAAUUUUUUUCUGUGAAUCUAAAAUAUUUAAAGAUGAAAAUAAAAAACAAAAACACAAACCGCAUAUCGUACUAAAGAAAUUACACAAAAGAAAAGAAAAAAAGUAAACAAAAAAAAACAAAAACCCUAAACUAAGACAGCCAAUUUUUUUUUGCUUAGACCUUAAGUUUACAACGUAAUCGUAAUAUUAAAUAAAUUACAAAAUAAACAAACAAAAA
Drosophila takahashii is the source of this 8361-nucleotide messenger RNA. It is a transcript of the gene ct, whose product is annotated as homeobox protein, cut. Gene Ontology annotation, molecular function: RNA polymerase II transcription regulatory region sequence-specific DNA binding; DNA-binding transcription factor activity, RNA polymerase II-specific. The record is from RefSeq and is a predicted model, not a curated record. Gene Ontology annotation, cellular component: nucleus. Gene Ontology annotation, biological process: regulation of transcription by RNA polymerase II. Lineage: Eukaryota; Metazoa; Arthropoda; Insecta; Diptera; Drosophilidae.